Messenger RNA from Mytilus californianus (California mussel), 3440 nucleotides. RefSeq lists its product as uncharacterized. The transcript has 8 exons. The coding region runs from base 99 to 3260 and encodes 1053 amino acids. The record is from RefSeq and is a predicted model, not a curated record. Lineage: Eukaryota; Metazoa; Mollusca; Bivalvia; Mytilida; Mytilidae.
CAUGUUUAACUUCCUGUUUUCAGAAGUUAUACCUGAAGUGAUAAUAAAAUUUCAAAAGAAGCAGAUGUCUAUGGUAUACUUUGUGUGAAGUGCUUUAAAUGGAUACGCGUAUCAUUGUAUUUACCCUGAGUUUUCUACCAGCAGCUUUGACAACUAAAGUAGUGACUGAUGGUCAUUGGAGUGCUUGGACAAAUGUAACACUUUGUUCGACAACAUGUGGCGAUGGAUACAUCAUUAGAACUCGUACUUGUGAUAACCCGCCUCCUGUCAAUGGUGGAAACAAUUGUUCAGGUCAAUCUACUGAUAAAAUACCUUGUGACGAGGGGAUUUGUCCGAGUGUCGACGGUAACUGGGGACAAUGGGGAAAUUUAAGUGCAUGUUCUAAAACCUGUAGUAAUGGUACAGUGACUAGAAAUCGGUCCUGUGACAGUCCUGCGCCAGAAAAUGGAGGUUUAGUUUGUAAUGGCUCCUAUAGAGAAAGGUUAACCUGCAACGAAGGAGCAUGUCCAACAAUUAAUGGUAGCUGGGGGGCAUGGUUAAAUUAUAGUGAUUGUUCUGUGAGCUGCGGAGGGGGAACACAGUUUCGUCAGCGACAUUGCGACAGCCCUUAUCCACAAUAUGGAGGACUAGAUUGUGAAGGCACUUCUAUCGUAUCCCGUCUUUGUAAUGAAGAUGACUGUCCAGGUAUGGACAAUAGAGGAAAAGAAUUUAUUCUCGGCUUUAUGCCAAACUUAGGUGGAGCAAACGUGCAACUUUUUAUAACAACUGAUAACGAUAAGGACGUUAACGUGAAAAUAACAACACCAUUGUUCAAUCCGCUUUUUUCCAAAUCCGUUAUUAGUCGAAAAGGAACAGUUAAAAAGAUAGAUAUGGAUGUCUCUAUCAUUGGUACCUCUGGACUAGAAAAUAAAGGGAUCCAUAUUACUGCAGAUGAUGAUAUAAUAGUGUAUGCCAUCAACAAAGCUACUGCUUCUACUGAUGCUUAUCUUGCUUUACCAACUGACACUCUAGGGCAGGAAUACUAUGUUGUAUCCUGGUCUUCAAGGUCAACUUUUAUGAUUAUUGGAACGGAUGAUACAACAAAAAUAAACAUAAAACUAGGAAAUAAAAGUCCUUCAAUUGUUGUUGAUGGAAAUCCCUAUGGAUCUGGGUCAUCCUUUGAUUUUCAGCUUAAGAAAUACCAAACUAUAACAGUGACAUCAUAUUAUAGUGGUGAUUUUACAGGGACUCAUAUAUUUGCGGAUACAUUUGUAACAGUUCUUGGGGGUAAUCUUUGUACAAGGGUAGGUGCAGGUGCUUGUGAUCAUUUAGUACAGCAAAUGCUUCCAAUAGAAAAAUGGGGAAAAGACUUCGUGACCAUAGGCAUGCCGGAUUGUAGUUCACCUGACACUUACAGGAUAGUUGCUAGCCAACACAAUACACUUGUGAAUAUUUCCGGUCAAAUACCAAUAAGGCUAACUGAAUCAGGAGAUUUUCAUACGUUUAAUUUGCAAGAUCAAACAUCGAAUACAGUUUCAUCAGAUAAACCAAUAUCCCUUGCUUUGUUUGCAAAUGGUGGAUGUAGAGGGUAUUUGGGAGAUCCAGCGAUGAUACUUAUUCCACCUAUCCAACAGUUUUCAUCUGACUAUACAUUUUCUACGAUAACUGUCGACGGUAAAGAUUUGAUAAACUCACUAGCCCUUGUCAUUGCAGAGACGUAUAUAUCCGGGCUACUUCUUGACGGUCAAAAGUUACCUACAACGAAAUGGUAUGCAGUCGAAGGACGACAUGAUAUCAAAUAUACGGAGCUCAGAAUCUCUAGUGGGGCCCAUUCUGUUUACCAUGUAGAUAAAUCGGUUACAUUUCUUGCCAUAUCAACAGGAAUAGAAGAGUACAACUCAUACGGGUAUCCUGCUGGGCUAAAUUUCAAAUCUACGACAAUGAACUGCAGUGAUGAUAAUGCAGGAACAUUGACAAAAAAUGGUGGUCAAGUUUGUGAUCUUGGAUUAGAUCCUUGUAAAGACAGUUAUUGUUUGAACAACGGAACAUGUGUACCAAUUGGUUGGACUGGUUAUAAAUGUAGUUGUCCAGACCACUUUUCGGGACAAAUCUGUGAGAUAGAUUUAUGUACACCAUUUCCCAGUGAUGUCGUCUUUGUUGUCGAUAGUUCCAGAAGUAUGGGGAAGGAAUUUUUUGAAAUGCAAAAGCAAUUUUUAAUAAAUUUAACAAAAUCCUGGAUAAUUGACGAUAGCCAUUUCCAGAUAGCAAUUGUAUCCUUUUCAAACAAUUCAAACGUUGAAUACAAUUUUGAAUUCCUUAGUAAUUCAACAGAUCUACCAAAAAUGAUUUCAAAUCUUGAAUAUCAUGGCCAAGUAUCUCAGCUUCAUUUAGGCAUUAAAGAAGCUGGGAACUUACUGAAAUCAAGAGAUCGCAAGGUGUAUUAUACUAAAGUUAAAAAGUAUCUCAUAGUUAUAUCUGAUGGACUCACGUCAACACCACAAGACUUAAAAGCAGUAGAUAUAAAUGAUCUAAAAACUCAUGUGGUGGCUUUAGGGGAGGAUGUGUCGCAUUAUUACCUAAGUAGAAUAACCAAAGAGAUGGCAGAGGUUUACCCGCCUAACAGUGAUCGACUAUGGCAUCAGAUGCUGCUAGAUCUUAUACACCCUGUUUGCAAUGUUUGUAACGAAUCAAAUGAAACAGACCUGUUGAUUGCAGUAGAUGUAUCACGUGAUAUGGACAAUACAGACUUAACAACCGUGAUCCCUUCACUCAUGAUCAAACUGUUGACAUAUAUUGGCUUAGACAAUGUUGGUCUCCGAUUAUCUUUGCUAAACUUCGCCGAUCAAGUUGAUGUCAGAUUUACAAAGCAAACAUAUUCCAAUGACACAAAAUCCCAUACAAUACAAAGAAUGUCUUAUUUUCCCCGCAAAAUGACUAAAGUCUCAAAUUUUAGUGACAUACUUGGUCAUGUGGUCAAUUUAUCGAACGAUACAGACAAUGAAGCUAGAUUUUCGACUAAAAAGAUCAUUUUAUUUAUUUCGGAAUUUAAAUUUGAUAUUGAUGAAAAAUCAAAAGAUAGAAUUAGCAAACUAAUGAGUGAUUCAUCUGAGAUAUUCACAAUAGGUCUGAAUUUAGAGGAAGAAUCGUUUCAAAAUAUGUUGGACAUUUCAUCUUCAUCCUUUCAUGUCGGAACAGUUGGUGACAUGUUUGCCAACCAGAUUGACACUUUCAUGGAAGCUUUUGUUGAUCAACUAUCAUAUGUCAAAUGCAAUGUCAAUUAAUCAUUGGCAACUGUCAGGAACUCUUGUUGUGCCAAUACGACUAAUUUAAGUUGGGAAUAUUGAUAAUGUGAAAUUGAAGUUAUACUAAAAUCAGGGAUGAGAUCAGUAUUUUGUUUCAAAUACUUAAAAUGAGAAAAAAUAUGUAAAAUACAAACUUGUUCAUAAAUAUUUUUCUACUAA